Molecule: messenger RNA, 1688 nt
Organism: Paramacrobiotus metropolitanus
Lineage: Eukaryota; Metazoa; Tardigrada; Eutardigrada; Parachela; Macrobiotidae
Product: homogentisate 1,2-dioxygenase-like
Exons: 7
Coding region: 237-1568 (443 amino acids)
Biological process (GO): L-phenylalanine catabolic process
Cellular component (GO): cytoplasm
Molecular function (GO): homogentisate 1,2-dioxygenase activity
Source: RefSeq, a predicted model, not a curated record
AACUAUCAGUUAAAUCACCGAAGUGAGGUGAAGAUUGCAACCAACACGCGAACCGCAUUUAAUACAUACAAUGUAAGAGGUGGUUCGUGGCGACUACAUAUUACGGAAGUGAAUAAUGUUCCAUUCGUUUCUACUUUCCUUCAAUGUGGUUUCACUUGCUAUCGGGAUGUACUAGCUGAGUACUUUGUCCAGUUCUUUAGGGGCACGCAUUGAAGUUAAAUUAUUGUUUGUAUAUUAUGACAACGGCCAAACUCCAGUAUCAGUCCGGUUUCGGAAAUUACUUCCGCUCCGAAGACAGUCGAUGUCCUGGUGCAUUACCAGAAAAACAAAACAACCCGCAGGUAUGCCCGUACGGCCUAUACGCCGAACAGCUAUCAGGAACCGCUUUCACCGCACCGCGAGAACACAACCAAAGAACAUGGUUCUAUCGCAUUCGGCCAUCGGUUAUCCACAAACCAUUCAAGCCGUAUACGCAUAAAUAUGUCACGUAUGACGUGAAGGAUGUUCCACCGAAUCCAAAUCAGCUUCGCUGGAUGCCAUUUCCUUUACCAGCGAAGUCAGACAAAACGGAUUUCGUGGAUGGCCUACGUACUGUCUGCUGUGCUGGUGACCCGAAAAGCAGGAAUGGAUGCGCUGUUUACAUUUACACCUGUAACACCAGCAUGAGCGAAAACCGAGCCUUUUACAAUUCUGAUGGUGACCUUCUGAUUGUUCCUCAGUUAGGGUCACUGGAAGUCUUCACUGAAUUUGGCAGAAUGACUGUAUCUCCUAAUGAAAUUUGUGUGAUUCAACAAGGAAUGCGCUUUUCCGUUAACAUUAAGGAGGAAUCUCGUGGUUACGUGCUGGAAGUUUAUGACAAUCAUUUCAUCUUGCCAAACCUUGGUCCCAUCGGUGCCAACGGACUCGCUAACCCACAAGAUUUUUGGGCGCCAACUGCUUGGUACGAGGAAAGGGAAAUUGAAUUCGAAAUCAUAAACAAAUUCCAGGGUGCAUUAUUCACUGCGACGCAGAAAUAUUCUCCUUUUGAUGUCGUGGCCUGGCAUGGCAACUACGUUCCCUACAGAUAUGACCUCAGUAACUUCGUUGUCAUCAACACCGUAUCGGUCGACCACUGCGAUCCUUCCAUAUUCACUGUACUGACGUGUCCAAGUCAGAAGCCGGGCACCGCCAUCGCUGACUUCGUCAUUUUCCCGCCACGCUGGGGCGUAGCGGAACACACCUUUCGUCCGCCGUAUUACCACCGAAACUGCAUGAGCGAAUUCAUGGGACUGAUUCAUGGGAAUUACGAAGCAAAGGAAGGGGGCUUUCUUCCUGGUGGUGCAUCUUUGCAUAGCAUGGGAACACCGCAUGGCCCAGAUGGUCCAGCGUUCGAGAAAGCAUCGCGAGCCGACCUGAAGCCGGAAAGAGUAGCGGAUGGAACAAUGGCUUUCAUGUUCGAAAGCUCUUUAAGUCUGGCUGUGACUGCUUACGGGAAUAAGGAGUGCAAAGUUUUGGAUGAAAAGUACUAUGAAUGCUGGCAAUCACUUAAAAGCUACUUUAACCCAAACAAAAGGGAGGUCAACAUUUAGUAGACGAAAAAUGUUUGAUGUAUACCAAACCGUAUUCGCGGCGGUCAAUGGGUGCUUUGCUUUGCUUCAAGUAACUUGUAUGUGACAGAAAGAUUGAAUAAAUUACAGUACUUAACAAAA